Sycon ciliatum is the source of this 5350-nucleotide messenger RNA. Its product is annotated as nephrocystin-3-like. Gene Ontology annotation, cellular component: Cul4-RING E3 ubiquitin ligase complex. Gene Ontology annotation, molecular function: protein binding. Lineage: Eukaryota; Metazoa; Porifera; Calcarea; Leucosolenida; Sycettidae. The record is from RefSeq and is a predicted model, not a curated record. The coding region runs from base 356 to 4471 and encodes 1371 amino acids. The transcript has 36 exons.
GUCUACGUCAUUAUCAUAAUUCUACAAGAUCUGUUUUCAUCUUCUCCUCUAACCUGAAAAGCUUCUUGUCUGAAGUUCUGGCCUCCCCAUUCAAAUUUACUGUUAUCCCGGCUUCUGCUAGUAAACACCAAUGCGGUUAGCCAGCCUGCUAGAAUCUUCUCGUUCACGCAACAAUUGUGCAACUAAUUUACUUUGCGAUGUAUUGUUUGAUUAGGGUCAGGACGGUCGCACAAAGAUGAGCGUUGGGGGGCAUUUCACGAGCAUGAUCCACCCACAGCACAAUGGAGGCAGUCACCAUCUUGGACAGAGAGAGUGCGUGUGUGUAGCGAUCGAAUCCAUGCUGAGCUGAAAGGCAAUGGGUGCAGGAAGUAGUUCAACGAGGCGACAGGGACAGGUCAUUCAGGCGUCGCAAAUCACUAGCGAGGCGCUAAUCGUCGCUGACGGUCAGGCCCAGGGCGCUAGCGGCAGCGACUUGUUCAAGUCGUCUUUGGAGCGUGUUGACGCGUCUCUGGAUUGUGAAGUACUGGAGUCGCGAGCGCCUAGUCCGAGCAAACUGUCGGGAACUCUAAGCAAGCAAUCAUCCCACGGACGACUGAUAACAAAGUCAGUGUCGUCCACACGGGCACAGAGCACAGACAAUGGACCAACUCCAACAACUCCCCAAGCAGCAGCAAAACCGGCAGCAGAACCACCAGCCUCACCAAAGACGAAACUCAUAUUCAAACGCUCUCCUUCCGCAGCUUCAGCAGUAACACAACCACCCAACAUUAGUUCCAGCAAGCUUCCACGCAGGCCAUCACAGCCAUCACCAGAUACACGUACCAAACCACCAAUCACCGACACUGCCCAGCUUUUUGCCAGAUCCCCACUCCAGCAGCAACUUGCCGAGAGCGAGGCGCAGCUGCAGAAGAAAUCAGAAGAGAACGCUCAUUUACGCAAUGAGAUUAAGCUGUUGCAGGGUGUUGUAGCCAAACUGCAAACAAAGCAGAAUGCAGCUGCAGACAUGCUGAAGGAUGCACUGGAGCGUUGCAAGAGCAUCGAGAUGGAAAAGGAAAGGGUGUUGACGGCCUUCGAUGCAUUCCGAGACCACAAGGAAGCAGAGAUCAGUGCCCUGCUCUGCACCAAGGAGGAGCUCGAGCGUCGCAUUCAGCAAUCGGCACAGUGGCAUUGCGGCAGCUGUGCGGUGCAUGGCCGACGUCAGGAAUACCUGAGCGACAUGUUUGCCACUCCGACAUCGGAGACGGCUCCGUUGGGUCUUGGUGAAUAUAGUCCGGGUGAGGAAGUGGUCAAUCCUAUGAUCAGCAUGGCUACACCUCCAGGCGCUAUUGGUGGAGCCACACUGUCUUCCCAAGUCAAUGUGGCUCCGGUCACUGACGUGGUGGUAUGUGUGUCUGGGUGCCUGGGCGUGGAAGAAGAGGUGAAGCACUUUCUUGAGCGGUGCACUGUGCUGAAGCACUGGUGUGCCAGGAACGGCUGCCUCCUAACACUGGUCAACUGCUUGCCAUCGUCCUCCAGUGCACCACAGCUUGUACGCUGUUCCACGCCAUCGGCAUCACAGACGGACAGCGUGCGUGCUAUUGUCCGUCAGGAGAUCGAACACUGCGACGCAUUUAUUUCAUUCAUUGCCGAAGACAUCAACAGGAUGACACGCGACGAAGUGGAGGGGAGCCUGUCGAAAGACGGCCAGUGUGAGCUGUGCAUUUUCUGCUUCAACAACAAUCGCACAAGUAAAGACAGCGGACAUCCUGGAGAGUCUGAACCACAGCAACAGAAGGCUGCAGCUUUGCUCAAAAGCAAUCGGGCGUAUUCCGGCAGGGGCAGUGACGGCAGAACGCCUGCAUUGUAUGCAGCAAUUGAGAAACAAAUUUUGAAGUCCAGCAAGUCCAAGAUUGUAAAUGGUGAUUCUGUGGAGGAGAGGGCCACAGUUGUGUUUGAUAUGCUGGACUCCUAUGUACAACAGGUGCUUGGAAGAACCCGGUCGUCAUCGGAAUCGACCGCAGAUUUGGCAGAGAAGGUGCUGAAGAUUGAUAUUGAUACUGAUCGCCGUCUGGACAUGUUUCGACUGCGGAAGGAUGCAGUGCAGCAGAGCAUUCUGAAGCAGCAUGCUAGCUACCCAUUGGUACCUGCCCUGGAGAAGUAUAUCGACAAAUUGGACGAACACGUGUCUGAUGUUGGCCCGUUACCACCUCUGCUCAUCCUUGGUGAUCCCGGUAGUGGCAAGACAACAUUACUAGCCCACUGGCUCACGAACCACCAGCAAAGCAACCGUACUCAGCACAUACUCCACCACUUUGUGACGUCAUCUGCCUCGUCCACGGCAAAUACGAGACAAAUGACUCAGCGCUUUGUCUGGCAUUUGAUGCAGUGGCUGGGGGUCCAUGACUAUCGCAACCUGGACAUGUGCCAAAUUGAGGAAUUCCCAACUCUUCUUGACCAGGUCUCGUCCAGGCAAGCGAAUGGCGUUGUCCUUGUCUUGGAUGGCAUCGAGAGGAUAGAGGAUCAAUCCAAACUGUCCUGGCUACUAGAGCCACUGCCCGUCGAGACAAGAGUGAUAGUAGCAUGCAGUCGUGACCUUUGUCCACUAAAAUGGAGAACUUGGCCCACGCUGGACGUUGAUGCGUUGUCUGCACGGCAUACCAAGACACUGCUACGGCAUUUCAUGGGACCCUUGCAUAAGCUACUUGUUCCAGAUCAGGAAAUGUCACUGAGUGGGGAAGUAGGGCAGACAACGUCUAAUCCACUGUUUACUGUUCUGCUGAGCCGUCAUCUUGCAAGUGACAGUGAUCCAAGCACGUUAGCUGUGCGCAUUCAGUCUGGACUGGACUGUAAGUCAAUACACAAACUGCUACAUCACAUCUUCGAUGGACUCGACUUACUCAUAACUGUUCCGACAGACGUCUUGAAGAAGGUGUUCUGCUUGGUCUAUGUUUCACAAGAUGGUGUAGUCCAGGAUGACCUACUGCAGCUUUGCGACAUCACAUGGAUCAGCUGGCUGCGCCUUCGCUACAUUCUCACGCGUCAUCUUCUGAUUGUCGUGCACGGCGGGACAGUCAUGCUGAAUGGACCACACGUACGCUCUGUGGUGGAGGAGCUGUAUCUGAACAAGCCUGAAGAGCAUGCCGAGUACCGCAGCUGUCUCCUACGGCAGCUUAUCAGCCGAUUCGAAUCGGGCUACCGAAGUGUGCAGCUAUGGGAAGAGCUCGUCAGCCUCUUUUCUCAGCAGACACACGCGGAUCAGAAAGUACUGGAGCGGUUUCUGGUCGAUGCAGAUGUGGUACUGGACAUGCUAAUGGCAGGGAACUGUCCUCUCCUUCUAGAAACAUGGCUGAAAACAGGCAAAGAAAAGAGGGACAUUGCUUCCAUAUGCUGCAAAAUGGCCAUGGAAGGCAAUUCUCAGUGUGACCAGGCUGAGUUGUAUCGGAGUACCAUUCUCAUGUCAGCUGUAAGCAGCUUUGCCGUUGAGUUCCUGGAUUGCCCAACAAAGGGAAUAGCAUUGGCACGGCAAUGCCUGUCAAUCAGGGAAGACAUACUGGAUCCAGACCAUCCGUCCGUGGCCAGAGCACUGCACUGCCUUGCAACUAUCCACCUGCAUAUUGGACAAGUCGAUACGGCAGUACAGUUGAUCCAGCAGGCAACCAGCAUCACUGAAGACACUCUGGGUACCAUGUCGAGACAAAUGGCUGAUCAUUUCUGUCUGCUCGGGAUGAUUGCCAAAAAGCAGAACAGGCAAGACGCAGCAGAACAGUUUCAGCUCAAAGCCAUAUCGACGCUACAGGAGGUUGCCAAGAGCACAGUUGCAACAACAGUGCCUCAUGUGGCAAGGCCUACUGUCUUUGGUCAGCCAGAGUUUGGUCUUUCAGCUAGCAAGCGUGCUGAAGCGGCUUCAUCGCUGGACACAGCCAAAACCCUCAAUCAGCAAGCCAUGCUGUUCUACAUGCAAGCGGAUUACAAGCGGGCAGAGACAUUAUUCAUGGAGGUACUGAGUAUGCGUAAACAAGUCUAUGGUAGUGGUGGUGGUGAUAUGCAUGGUGAUGUAGCGCAGUCUCUGUGCAACCUGGGUAUGCUCUACACCGACAUGGGCAGAUACAGUGAAGCUGAGCCACUCCUAGAGCAAUCGAUUUCAAUCCAACAGCAGGUGCUGGAUGGCAGUCAAUCUAACAAGGCUCUACUGUCUUCUAUAAAUCUCCUAGCAGUGCUACACCGAAAACAGGGCCACUACAGUGAAGCACAGGCAUUAUACAAGCGCGCUCUGUCAAUUGAGGAGAAAUGCUUUGGGCCGACUCACCUGAAUGUAGCGUCAGUACUCUGUGACCUUGCUGCUACCUACUAUCAUCAGACCAAUCAGAAGAAAGCAAUGCCUCUAUACGCUCGAGCACAUGCUAUCUAUCAGGAAAUCCUUGGUGCUGGUCAUCCAAAGAUAGCGGAGUGCGAGCAUAAUAUUCUCCUGUGCCAACAACCAGUGAAGCAAUAGUGUAUUUGACAGCAAGACGUAGCAUCGUCCGAUCAACUACGCACCAAACUACUCUACUUCACUGUGACCUGGGCCUGGACUUCAUCAGUGUGUGUUUCAGCUAUGGCCGUGCGUGCGGUGACGUCGUGUGGCUUUCAUGGAUCAAAGGUGAUGAGAACCGGGAGCAAGUUCCCUCGUUGCUAUUCCCGACUGCUUCCUACUGCACACUGGCCGGAUUAAUAUGUUCUGGGAAAGGCAACACGGAGUGUGUCUGAUAUCGAUGGCAAGAGAAGGAACUAAAUACAUGCAGUGCGAGGUGCAUCUUUCCAGGGCCAGCACUUUGAAAAAGCGCAGUCAUGCCUCAUCUUCAAUAGUAUGUCCCGGUAGCUUUCAUUCACUUCAGAGAAAAUUGAGCUGGACGACAAAGCCCGACCUAAUGGUAUUCAAAAAUUGAUGAGCAGCACAUAACUGCAUCGUAAAGAAAGGGUGGCUUGUCAGCUGUCAACCGUUCUAUUCAGUUGCUUCUCGCUCUAAUCGCCGUCAAGCGCUGAGUUACUUUUAAGAAACAAGUAAUUGUCCUGUAAAAUCUUACUGUUUUGGGCCAGUUGCCUUUUGUGGCAACAAUAAUGCAUGCUGAUGCAAUUCUAAUCAUGCCAUUGCCUACAGUGAAGACCUACUGGUUCUUUAUUGUAGUGGCACUCAAUUGUUUCUUGACGAAAAUCUCGAUGAUUUAUGAACUAUUUUCAAGUUCUCAUACAGACUUUCAAGUAGUACAGUAUUAUUUUCGCUUUCAUCCAGUAAUGGCAGUUGGAGUUCAUGACAGCAUACAUGUUGUGCCUGUGCCAUAUCUGCCACGAGAUAUGCAAGGGAAAUCCAAUAGAUACAAGACCAAAUUCCUAC